AAAACCCCAAGGUAAGGUAUGUAGGUCAAAUUGGGCUAUGCUGUAAAACGUUUUUUUGGCUCUCUAAAUUGAAUUGAAUGUUGAAUGAAGGGAGUGAGGGUUCUUCUGAGAGCUAUUAACAGAAACCGAAGCUUCAGCAGUCGAACAACACCCUCUCAAUCGCAGUCCCAGUCACAGUCUCAGAUCCUGCUGAUGGAUUCAUCUGAACGUUACUGCUACAACCCCACGUUACGCUGGAAUCCUCAAGUGGAAGAGUAUUUCACCAAUGCUUAUGGAGCAGAAGUCUUUUCUCGCAUUUCCAAAGCACUAACGCGUCCCUCUUGCUACUCUUGUAUACGUGUAAACACACUGAACACAACAACUGAAGCUGUCAUUGAGAAGAUUCUGGAAAUUCAAUGCGAUAAGAGGCUGCAAGAUACUGUAAAGAAUGGUGAUAUAGAAUCCCUAAGUGUUUUAAAGUGUCAAAUACCUGGGCUAGACUAUGUUGUAUUUGUGAAAGGUUCAGGCCCACAUGAUAUUCAGUAUGAUUAUCAGCAAGACAGACCUCCUAAGGAGAUAAUUGUCAGCCGUAAGUGUGCAGAGGCAGUUCUUCGAGGUGCUCAGGUAUAUGUUCCAGGUAUAUUAGCAUGCAGUGCUCAUGUUGAGAAAGGGGAUUUAGUUGCAGUUUCAGUUGGUGUUGAACAGCCUAGUCGUGACAAUGGAUGGGCUAUUGGAAUCACACGUGGCAUUGUCCUUCAAGGACUCAAAACAGAUCCUCAAUAUCUUGAAAGAGAUGGAUUAUAUAUUGGUCAAGGAACCACAACCAUGUCAAGGGCAGGAAUUUUUCGUGGAUUAUCAGGUCUUGGUGUGGAUAUGACUGAAAGAGUUUUUAGAUUAACAUCCUUUAAUGAUGUGAUGAAGGGGGACAUAUUUCUUCAAAACCUGCCAAGCAUCAUCACUGCACAUGUCUUAGAUCCACAAGAGGGAGAAAGAAUACUGGACAUGUGUGCUGCCCCUGGUGGAAAAACAACUGCAAUUGCUUCCCUUAUGAAAGAUAAAGGAGAGGUGAUUGCAGUUGAUAGGUCUCACAACAAGGUGCUUGAAAUUCACAAUCUAGCUGCAGAACUGGGGUUGACUAGCAUAAAAGCAUAUAAGUUAGAUGCCCUAAAAGCUGUUUGUGAAAACAACUUAGUUACACAAAGUUGUGGUCAAAGUCAAGCAAGUGAAGAGGCAGAGUCAAUGAGCUGUGUUACCAAAGAUUUACCGAUUUUGGAGAAAGUUAAUAAUAAUAAUAAUAGAGAGGAUGAGGGAAUGAAAGUAGGUUGUUAUAAAAGUAAAGCAGAGGAAAGGAAAGAAAGAAGAAGGAUGAAGAAUGGGCCCGGGAGAAACCAAUCGACAGGUGGCAGGGUGGAUAAAUGUGAAGGCUUUUUGUCAAACAGUUUUGACAGAGUCCUUCUUGAUGCUCCUUGUUCUGCUCUUGGAUUGAGACCCCGCUUGUUUGCUGGAGAGGAUACGGUGGAAUCAUUGAGAAGACAUGGGAAGUAUCAGAAGCGAUUGUUUGAUCAGGCUGUUCAGCUGGUUCGCCCGGGUGGAGUUCUUGUAUAUUCCACAUGCACGAUAAAUCCAGGGGAAAAUGAGGCAUUGGUUCGUUAUGCUUUGGACACAUACAAGUUUCUUUCAUUAGCACAACAGGAUCCAAGAAUUGGUGGACCUGGUUUGGUUGGUCAUUGUGAGUUAUCAAAUGGAUAUUUUGAGGAAUGGUUGAGAGCUGGUGAGGAAGAUCUUGUCCAGAGGUUUGAUCCUUCGGGCCCACAUGAUACAAUUGGAUUUUUCAUAGCCAAAUUCACAGUUGGCCCCAAAGAUUAGCUGUGACUGACUGAUUUUUCAUAGCCGAAUUCAUAGUGAGUAUUGAAUUAUAGAUUAAAGUCGUUGGGGCUUCAUGUUCUUAAGGGCUAAUUAUAUAUUUAUUUAUGCAACAACGUUAUUACUUACCGUUUAAUCUAAUAAUGUUUCAGUUUUGUACCCA
Messenger RNA from Lactuca sativa (garden lettuce), 2005 nucleotides. Its product is annotated as NOL1/NOP2/sun family protein. Gene Ontology annotation, biological process: RNA methylation. NCBI's taxonomy places the organism in Eukaryota, Viridiplantae, Streptophyta, Magnoliopsida, Asterales, Asteraceae. Gene Ontology annotation, molecular function: RNA methyltransferase activity; RNA binding. The record is from RefSeq and is a predicted model, not a curated record.